AUUUAGUAACCGGAUCUAGUUAUUCUUGGAAAAGGCCUACAUUAAUCUGCCUACGCCAUCGAAAUCUUCCAUAUACGGAUUUAUGUGUUACAGUUGCACAUGUUAUCGAUUAAUAUCUAUUUAUAUCAUUUAUUUACUAUAUUUAAAAAUCUAUAAAUAAACAAGUACAUUUAAGAGAGUGUUCAGUAUUUUAAAGUUAGGGUGAUAAUAAAGAUGUGAAUGAUUGUUCUGUGUCAUAGUCAACUGUACUCUGUAAUUAUGUCUGUGAUUUACAAGGGAACGGCUACAGAAGAGCAAGCUUUUGGAAACUUUUGUACAAGAGUUAACGAAAUGAUAUCUGACGAAGAACUGGAUGUUAUGAAGCAGUGUGUUAAAGAUUACUUUGGCGAAGAGUUAAUGGAUAUUCAGACGUUUCCGUUGCUCAUACAAGAGUUAAUCGGGAAAAAGCAUCUUUCUAGUUCAAAUUUGGCAUUACUUAAAGAAAUGUUGUACAGCGUCGGUAGAAAAGACCUUAUUAGAUUGGCAAUAGAAGACAAAGAUAUAAAAACAAACAACAGAAAAACAAAAUACGUGGACACAGACAUAGAGCGUGUGUCAAUAACAGUCCGGAUUGAGUUUUCGUCGUGCACAGAUGACCAUAUGCGGGAGUUGUUGCGGAAACUGUCUGAUCUGGUGUUUGCACCAGCUAAUCACAUUAAAGUAAAUCGGAUUGAACAACUAUCUGCAGGAGGAUUUAUAUGUGUUCUGGGGAUUGAUAAAAUCUAUGCAGAUAUUUUGCAACCCUAUCUUGAAUACGAUGAUGAUAACAGUGGACUGAACUAUUGUGCUAUUGUGGGUGACGAAUGUUUUCAUCUGUAACACAACGUACAAAAU
Mercenaria mercenaria is the source of this 873-nucleotide messenger RNA. RefSeq lists its product as uncharacterized. Gene Ontology annotation, molecular function: protein binding. Lineage: Eukaryota; Metazoa; Mollusca; Bivalvia; Venerida; Veneridae. The record is from RefSeq and is a predicted model, not a curated record. Gene Ontology annotation, biological process: regulation of apoptotic process. The transcript is spliced from 3 exons. The coding region runs from base 220 to 858 and encodes 212 amino acids.